Ciona intestinalis (vase tunicate) is the source of this 2818-nucleotide messenger RNA. The record is from RefSeq and is a predicted model, not a curated record. NCBI's taxonomy places the organism in Eukaryota, Metazoa, Chordata, Ascidiacea, Phlebobranchia, Cionidae.
UUAGGAAUUACAUAGUUAAUGUAGAAAUAAGAUUAAAACUGAAUAAUGAAAUUCAACAUUGCUGUGCUUUCCAUCAUUUUGUUUUUAUGUCUUCAAGGUGAAUUGGUCACAUCAAUGAGCAAACACGUUUCAUAUUUUGAACAUUUAAAAUAUGAUGUAAAAAACUUGGCUUAUCAACAUGAACGAACACGGCGUUCAGUGUCAUCUUCAACAAAACCUGUCAAACUCAAGUUCCAAGCUCAUGGCAGGAAUUUUGACAUUCAUCUUCAUCAAGACCGCACAAUAUUUCGACCAAACUUAAUAAUCGUUGAUGAGAAUAAUGAUAAAGUAGAUGUGAAUGUAUCACAUGUAUACCAUGGUGUCUUAUACGGGCAGCGUGAGAGUUAUGUGCAUGGUAGUAUAAUAAGUGGCAUAUUCCGUGGGGUGAUACAUGAACCAAAUGUUGGCAAGUUUUAUGUUGAAGAAACUCAUCAGUUCUUUGGUGGAAGUCAAGGACAAUCUCCCGUGGCAGGAUACAACGGUCACUCAGUUAUCUACCAUGAGAAUGAUGUGAUCCAUCCAAAAAAACAUUCCCACCACCAUUGCGGUGCUUCACAACCAAAGGUGGCAGAUUGGAUGAAGAGUUAUCAAAAUUCAUCUAUUUCUGAGCCUGUAGUCACACGUCAUCGUAGACGAAGAGCAGUUGAUCCAACGAAAACUACCUGUCUACUUUAUAUUCAAACUGAUCAUAUCUUGUAUGAAGAAUAUAAUUCGCGUGAUGUUAUUGUGAGUAAAAUAGCCGAACACGUAAAAGCUGUCAAUCAGAUUUAUACUAGAACACUCUUCACCACGUCAACCAAUGAAAGGAUCCGAGAUAUUAAUUUUAUGGUUCAAAGAAUUCGGAUUAACAGAACAUCAGCUGCUGAUGAUCCUUUCAAAAGUCGUAACAUUGGAGUGGAAAAGUUUUUAGACAUAGCGUCGCUUGCAAAUCAUAAUGAUUAUUGCCUUGCUUACGUUUUCACCAACCGUGAUUUUGAUAAUGGAGUGUUGGGAUUAGCUUGGGUGGGAUCUCCUACUGGUACAAGUGGUGGAAUAUGUGAAAAGUAUCGAACAUACACGGAUCGCUCAGCAAAAUCACUUAACACAGGAAUCGUUACUUUUAAAAACUAUGGGACAGUUAUGCCAGCUGUUGUUACCCACAUUACAUUUGCUCACGAACUUGGUCAUAACUUUGGUUCACCUCAUGAUGGAGGGGUUGAAUGUACACCAGGUGAAUCUCCCAGCAUACAAACAAAGAAACAGGGAAACUUUAUUAUGUACGCUCGUGCAACAUCAGGGAAGGAACCAAACAAUGAUGUUUUUUCUGGUUGUAGUAUCAGGAAUAUGAGUAGAGUGCUUGAAGCAAAGAUGAGCUGCUUUGUCAGUUCAGACACACCGAGAUGUGGAAACAACUUGAUAGAUGAAGGGGAAGAUUGUGAUUGUGGGUAUAGUGACACUUGUGCUGAUAUUGGUGAUGUGUGUUGCACCCCUGCUGAUGAUGAAAAUAAUGUGGAACGAAGAUGUAAACUUAAAGCUGGUAAAAGUUGCAGCAUAACACAAGGACCCUGUUGUAAUGGAACUACAUGUGAAGCUAAGAAUUCUAAUUAUAGAUGUUCAGAAGAAACCCAAUGUCAACUUGCUCAAGUUUGCAAUUUGAGUAAAGCUGUUUGUCCGAAUGCCACAGCAAAGAGAGAAGCUGAAAUUUGCAAUCAUGGAACACAGAUUUGUGUGCAAGGGACAUGUUCAGGUUCUAUAUGUGCAAAACAUGGUCUGGAAAAGUGUGAAUGCGAGAUACCUCCAGGCUCGAAAAACCGAACCUUACUAUGCCAUACAUGUUGCAAAUUACCUGGAAAUAGUUCAACAUGCAAGAGUACUGGUGAAUAUGCUCAAUUCAACUACAGUGUAAUUCAUGUUUUACCGGGAUCUGCCUGCGAAAAUUACAAUGGUUACUGCGAUGUGUUUUCUAAGUGUCGAAAAGUUGAUGCGGAUGGCCCACUCUCACGACUGAAGAAAGCUAUUUUUAACCCAGCACUGUAUAACACUAUCAGGAACUGGAUUGUGGAAUAUUGGUGGGCAGUGAUGUUGAUGGGGUUGGCAUUAGUAUUACUGAUGGCAGGAUUUAUUAAACUAUGCAGUGUACAUACCCCAAGUAACAACCCAAGGUUACCCAAGCAUAAGCAACUACCAGGGGCUGGUACACUGCGUCGCCGACAGAACCAACGUCAGGUACAACAGAGGCGUCGCCGCCAGCAACAGCAAAGUUCUCGAGAUAGUUACCCCAUGACACACCAUUAAUCACCAACGACACAUUUCUUUUAUAUUGUGCUGUACACAUAAUCUAUCCAGUGUUCUCUAACAUGCGAGAACACUGUGUUUUUUAUUUAUCCUUUACUCUUAUUAUCAACAGGGCUUUAAUACUUUUAUUCUUUGCGGUCAUAAUUGGGGUGAAGUUAAUUUUGUUAAAUAAUAUGUAAAAAAUGAAAAGGAAUUAAAAUGCUUGGAAGGGUAGUUGCUAAGUUCGUUUUAUUAUUCAUUGUGGGUCGUACAAACUGAACAUUCAAUGAUUAUUUCUUUAUUUUCGCUUAUUAAAAUCAUAUUCUGUAGAAACUCCUUACGUAAGUGAUCUUUUUACUGUGUACUGUUAAAUUACGAUACUUUUUAAAAGUGAAACCUUUAUUAGCGUUUAUGUAAUGAAACGACAAAGAGUUAUGGCCACCAACUUUAAUGUUAGUUGUGGCUACAGUUUCCACGAUGUUUAAUACUUUAAAAUCGAUGUAAUAAAACAUUUGUAGUCGUUACA